UCCACUGUAUAUUCAGUCCCACUGCAGCACUUUUAAUUAUGGAAGUUUAUGGAAAACUCUGAUGAGGUGGAUCAGUCUCACGAGAGGGAGAGGCUGAAGAUGAGAAUCGCUGUUUUGGAGGAAAGUGUGAAGUCCUGUGAGGUGGAGUGUAAAGCCAGCAGGGAGACGGUGCUGAGGCUGGUCGCCGAGCUGGACCGAGAGCGGAGGAAGACCGCCAGCAGUGCAGCAGCUCUCGACUCACUCAAAGAGGAGCUGGACGGACUGGUGGUGGGAAGGAGGAGUGUUGAGCUGGAGAGGGGGACCCUGAUGGAGAGGCUCGACGCCAGCAAGAGAGUCAUCGAGGCAGCUCGGCGAGAGUCCCUGUGUUUGGAGAAACAGGCGGAGGAGCUUGAGAGGAAGCUACAGUCGAGCCAAGGAGAGACGCAGGCAGCUGAGGAGAAGCUGCAGGUGUUCCUGAAAAAGGUGGCAGGUCUGCUGCAGGGGAAGACCGAGAGCGUCGUCCUGCCCGCAGAGAAAGACGUUUUACAGCAACUGGAUAAGUCUUGGUCGGAGAUGGAGGCGAGGCUGUGUCAUGUCUCCGAGGAGCUGAGCGAGCAGACGGAGCUCCAGCACGGUACCCUGCAGAGGGCUCAGCUUGCAGAGCAGCAAGUCCAGGACCUGAGGGAGAGACUGCAAGGCCUGGAGACUGAGCUGCUGACGGCGGACGUGCAUCGUGACGGGCUGAGACACAGCAAACAGCAUUAUGAAGAGUUCCUGGAGCAGCUGUCUGAGACUAUGAAGGUUGACAGUAUUGCUGUGGAUUUAGGCUUCGACAUGAGGCUGAAACUCAUCCUGUCUCGUGCAGAGCAGCUUGUUAAACAAGAGACAACUGCUCUGGUGGAGAGCAAAAGUCUCACCUACAGCCUGCAGCGAAAGUUUAAGUCACAAAAAGACCAACUAGAGAGCAAAGGUCUCCACAUCCAGCUCCUGAGGAAGAAGGUGUCGGAGCUGGAGGAGGAGAAGAGGAGUCGACCAGCGUUGGCUGUGGAGCGAGAUGAUGCUCAUCUGGAGGCCAGGAGGCUGCAGAAAAAACUGGAGCGUCUCCAAGGCGAGCUGAAGGCUGCCAGGCUGUCCAACACUGAGCUCAAGGCCCAGCUGUCCCACACCAGUGAGCUCAAGUUGAAAGUGAUGGAACAGAGUCAGACCGUGCAGGAGCAGAAAAAGAGGCUGGAUCGGCUGGUGGAGGGGAAGGCCAAGGUGGAGAAGAAGCUGAACACGGUGAGCUCCGACCUGCAGAGCCAAGAGAAGAGGACCAGAGAGGACCAGCAGCAACUCAGCGCCCUCAGACAGAGCCUGGCUCAGCUGUCUGACCAGGAGAGAGAGUUGUUAGAUUUCAGGAUGGUUGUUUCCCAGAUGUUGGGUCUGGAUGUCACCGCCCCGGCUCUUCCAAACUGUGAAAUCAUCAAAUUACUGGAGACUGUUCUUCACUCUCAUCAUCACCAUCACCACCUUCAUCAUCAUGUUAACAUGCCCUGGCUCUGUCCUACUCACCAGAGGCAUCCUCUCCCCCAAAUCCAGGACCUUCCUAACAGCUCAUCCUUGGAUCUUUCUACCUCCAGGUCUGCAGUUUCCCUUCAUGAAGCAUAAAUUCAGACAUUAUGCAUAUGCCAAACUGCACUUAAACUGUAAAUGUUAUAUGUUGGUCUAAAAACUAUGUGAAAAUAAACCUUACACAGAAUCAAAUAAUGUAUCAAACACUGUGUUUUCCUGUUUGCGUUUUCAGGGAAAGCUCAGUAUAAAUAUGAUUCACCAAUGAUGCACUAAAAAAACAGUAGAAAUGUAAAAUCACAUUAAAAAAAUCAAAUAAAAAGACAAAUAUCAACAUGAGGAUUUGGCAUUCAUUGUUUUUGAUGGUCGCAUAUACAUACAUUUCUCAUAUUAAUUUUGAACUAUUAUAUACACAUAAUCCAUAAUAAUCCUGGACUGUUAUACAUUUGAUACUGAACUGACAGUCAUACAAAAUAUACAAUAGUUCUAUAUGUCAUAGUUCUCAAUCAUAAAGUCAUAUUUUAUAUUUCGUUUAAAAAAUAAAACAGCAAAAUGUAUAAAGACCAUGGGAUGUUGAAGGUUAAACUCUUGAAAUGUUUCUGGCUUUGAUAAUAAAAACACAUGACUUGGCUUAAAAUGAAUCUCACACGAAUCGAUGUAAUUCAAGUUAAAAACGGACUGUUUCCCAC
This is a messenger RNA of Plectropomus leopardus (leopard coralgrouper), 2216 nucleotides long. RefSeq names its product coiled-coil domain containing 170 (gene ccdc170). NCBI's taxonomy places the organism in Eukaryota, Metazoa, Chordata, Actinopteri, Perciformes, Serranidae. The record is from RefSeq and is a predicted model, not a curated record.